This is a messenger RNA of Brassica rapa (field mustard), 1185 nucleotides long. RefSeq lists its product as uncharacterized. NCBI's taxonomy places the organism in Eukaryota, Viridiplantae, Streptophyta, Magnoliopsida, Brassicales, Brassicaceae. The record is from RefSeq and is a predicted model, not a curated record.
CAAACGGUAAGGAAAAAUUGUUUAGCAAUUUACUAAAUCUGUUUUAUCUAGAAAAGAAUAUUGAUCUUUGCUAUUGUUGUUUUUUAGGGCGGUAAAAUUCAUGCAAGUUGCAAAAGAACUCAGAUGUUUCGUCUUCAACGAAGUCUCCCGCUUGGUGAAUGGAGAUUCAUUGAAAACUUCAAGGUUUCAGCUUCUGGUGGUAAAUAUCGCCCAACACCGCUACCUUACAAAAUAACUUUCACGAGUGACACACUGAUAGGGAAGUCAGUGUUUGAGGACGAUGAUCCUUAUCUUAAUCUUGUGAGUUAUGAAGAUAUUGGUGGACACGGUUCAGAUGCAAAUGUCCUCAUCGAUAUCAUUGGUGAAGUUUUCAAUCUUGGCGGAAUACAAAUCGUGCAAGUUCAUGGGAAAGACCGAAAGAGAGUUCACUUUCAUUUACGUGACACCAAUGGUCAUGAUGUGAGGUGUUGCUUGUGGGGGAAAUAUGCAGAACAAUUUGAACCCUUUAUUGAAGAUAACAAUGUUGAAACCCUAAUCUGCUUGAUUAGGUUUGCUAAAAUCAGCUUCUAUCAAGGUGAUAUACAAAUCACAAAUGCAUUUGAUGCUUCACUUGUAAUCCUCAACCCAACCAUGAAAGAAGCCAUCGAGUUUAGAGAAAAACUGUUGCAAGUGAAUCUUCCUCUUGCUAUUAUGGGUACAAAGAGUGACAAUCAAGUGAUUAAGCGCCAAAAAACAGAUUGGGACGAUGUUCAAUUCAGAUCAAUUGCUGAGAUAUUGGUGGCAAUUGAGGUUCAGAGUUGCAAAAUAAUAUGCUCAAUUGAAUCUGUCGAUACAGAUUGGGGUUGGUUCUACUUUGGAUAUUGUGUCUGCAAUAAACGUGUCACUAGGAUUCGUAGGAAUGAGUUGGCUCAAAACGAGAAACCAUUAUGGUAUUGCGAUAAAUGUCGCUCAAAUGUCACAAAGGUUGAACCGAAGUACAAGCUGCAUUUGAAUGUGAAAGAUGACAGUGGUUCAUGCAAAUUGAUGAUGCUUGACACUAUAGGCAGUACUAUUGUUGGUUGUGAGGCUGUUCAAAUUUGGGAUGGUUCAUACGAUGAGGCAAGUAUCUUUUACAAACGCAUAACAAUUCAUUUGUAUAAAUUUUUAUAGUAUUUCUUUAAUUUUAUUUGUAGAUUGAAGAUCCUG